AUGCCGUCAGGAGCAGGCCCAGGCGUCCCUCUCGACAAGAGGACAACAGCCUACGAAAACAUCUUCGGUCGGCCUUCCGCCAAACCAAAGGGUCCACAGCCACAUGCUUUCAACCAGCCGCCUCACAAUCCUGGCGCCGGCGCAUUUCGAGCUCCUCCCAACUCGUACGCCGUCAAUCAGCGCUGGAACGGCGCGCCUCCCGCCGGCUAUGCCGCCGCUCCCUAUCCGAAUGUGUACGGGGAUGCAGCAGCCCAUGCGGGACCGUCAUCGUACUAUCCCUCGCCCUACACAGCAGCACCGCAGGAUGCCUAUGACCAGCACGCCGACCGAAGAAUCAGCACCGUCCCCUCGAUCGCGAGCUCCGAUCCCAGAACUUCCAUCUCGGGCUACUCGCAGUACAGCGGACUCGCAGCCAGCGCAGCAGACGCCUAUCGCGGUCCAUCCGUCGCUUCGCCCGCCAGCGCUUACGCCAGUCAUUACCUCGAUCAACAGCAGCAAUCCAAUGGCUUGAAUUCGACGACCAAUGGCGCCAAUGGCAGUACCAACGCUGCAUCCUAUUACCAACAGCAGCAACAGGCGCAUCUCAGCUACCCGGCUUCCAGCGCCAUCUCUCCUCGCGCUUCGAUCAUCUCCAACUCGUCUCCUCCACCGACGGGAACGGAUGCCGUCGGCACCGAUCUGAGGCAAAGCCUUGACAAAGUGACGCUCGACUCGAGCGACAGGCCACCGCGUUUGCCAAGCAUCGAGAGCACCGUGCCCAUCGAGCAGAGCAGCUUUUGGUUUGGCGAGUCCGAUACUGCACGAGUUCCCAUCAGCCCCGCGUCUGGACCCAGUCGUCGACUCAGCAGCUUCGGCUCGCAGGGGCAGACGGCCGCUCAGUUUGCCAUCACGCCCACCUCCGCCGCGGCUUCACCACGCAUCGAUGCAAGCAAUGUCACGUCCACCGACUCCACCGCCGUCAGCAGAGAUGCGCGCGCUUCCCACGAUCAGGACGUCUACUCCAACGCCUUCUUCGAAAACCUGCUUGGGACACGCUCGCCUGCGUCUUCCAUCUACGGCGAUGGACGUAGAAGGGGCUCCGUCGAAUCGGAUACACAGUCGAUCGUCAACUCGAUCUACAACAUGCAAGGCGCUCAGAAUGGCUCGCGCGCUUUCUAUGGAUCCACCACCACCCUGCCGCCCAACGCCAGCGGCUAUUUGGCUGGCGGGUCAGCCCUCAGCACCAUGACGCCAUACAACCUCUCCGGCGCCGCCAUCAACAUCGGUCCCAACGCUGGCUGGGAUCGACCGCCGCGUUCACGCACCGCCUCUUCAGCGACGCAAGCAGCGCAAGCCGCCUAUGCGCCUGGGUUCUCGAGUCAGCAUGCAGCGUACGACGCUAGCGAAGCUUCCACCAUUGGCAGAGGGGACGCCCGUUCCCUCUCGUUCGGGCAAACCGCGUCACGGCCCUCUUUUGCCACCACCACAUCUCCUCAUGGCAGCAUCGCAGGAACGCCAUCCGCAGCCGCUACAAGUCGCAGAGGGCCUCUCGUCUACCCAGCGAUGCUCUCCAAGGUCGCAGAGGCUUUCCGUGCCCGCGUCAACCUCUCCGAGCGCACCAAGGACGGUCUCACCUACAGCGAUGCCUUUGAUGGUCGCGAAGCCGUCGACAAGAUUGCCUACAUCAUCAAGACCACCGAUCGCAACCUCGCGCUGCUGCUCGGGCGUGCACUUGAUGCGCAAAAGUUCUUCCACGAUGUCACCUACGACCAUCGACUUCGCGACUCGGCCUUGGAGGUGUAUCAGUUCAAGACGCGCGUUCCCACCACCGGGUUUGGCGUAGACGCCGGCUUUGACGACGAACGCAGACCUUCGUCUGGUGGUCCACCGGCCCCUUCGCGCGGCAAUUCGGGGUCAAGUGUGGGUCCCAAUUCGUCCGUCUCGUCCAUGACUUCGAGCAAACAACCCGCAUCGACAUCGCGCUCGCCAGCUGCUACUACACCCGCCACCUCGAUCUACAACGGCAUGCACUCCGGCUCUGCAAUCGAUGAUGACGACGACGAUGAUGCGCUCCCCACGGGUGUCUUUACGCUCUUGACCGAUUGCUACUCGCCGACCUGCUCUCGAGACCGUCUGUGCUACAGUAUCGCCUGUCCCAGGCGUCUCGAGCAGCAGGCUCGACUCAACAUGAAGCCUCAGCCCGUCCUGCAGCGCAGCGUCAGCAAGGAGUCGCUCAACGACACCAAAGAGCGAGGCGCCUUGUGGGCCGAUUCCGUUUCCAAAGAGGUCUUUGACAGUCUCUCGGACACGGAACGCAAGCGACAAGAGGCCAUCAAUGAGGUCGUCUACACGGAACGUGACUUUGUCGCCGACAUGGAGUACCUGCGCGAUCAGUGGGUCAAGCCGCUUCGAACCUCGGACGUGAUUCCAGAAGACCAUCGCGAAGACUUUGUGACGCAGGUGUUCUGGAACGUCCUCGAGAUCCAUGCGGUCAACGCCAAGCUCUCCGAACUCCUCACCAAGCGCCAGAAGCAAGGCGAUGUCGUCGACCGGAUCGGUGACAUUCUGCUCGAGAUGGUGCCGCACUUUCAGCCGUUCGUCAAGUACGGUGCGCACCAGCUGUACGGCAAGUACGAGUUUGAAAAGGAGAAGGCGGCCAACACCGUCUUUGCCAAGUUUGUCGACGAGACGGAACGAUUGCCACAGUCACGUAAGCUCGAGCUGAACGGCUACCUCACCAAACCCACCACCCGACUUGCACGAUACCCCUUGCUGCUCCAGCAAGUCGAGAAAUAUACCCCGGACGACCACCCGGACAAGCAGACCAUCCCCAAGGUCAUCAAGAUUGUCAAGGAGUUCCUCACCAAGGUCAAUGUUGAGACGGGAAAGAGCGAGAACCGCUUCACGCUCGCACAGCUCGACCAGCAAUUGGUGUUCAAGCAAGGAGAAGCCGUCGAUCUGCGCUUGCGCGACGAGCAACGAGAACUUGUCUUCAAGGGACCGCUCAAGAAGCGAGGUGGCACGCAGAGCGAAAGCGCAGAGCUGCAGGUCUUCCUCUUCGACCACGCCCUCCUCAUGGUCAAGCCCAAGAUGGUCAACAAGCACGAGCUGUACAAGGUGUACCGCAAGCCUAUUCCUCUCGAGCUGCUCAUCGUCACUGUGUACGAUGAGGUUCCGACAGGCAAAGGCACCUCGACGCGGCCCAAGUCGGUCAUGUCGCGCACUUCCACGGGUACGCGCUACAGUGGCACGCCUGGCACAGCUCCCAAGCAGGACGCCAAGACAGGCUAUGCGCUCACCUUCACCUACCUGGGCAAGAAGGGCUACUCGAUGACGCUGUGGGCCAGCACGUUCGUCGGUCGCAAGAAGUGGUUCGAGAACAUCGAGUCCAGGCAAGAGAUCCUCCGACAGCGCAGCAACAUCUUUGACACCAUCACGGUUUCGGAGAACUUCUUCCUUGGACUGAACCGCGUCAACUGCUCCGUUCCGUUCGACUUUGGCCGCAGGAUCAUCUAUGGCACGGACGACGGUGUCUACCUCUCGGAUCUGCGAGAGAAGGCGCGACCGCCCACCAAGGUGCUGCCGCUGCCUGGCGUCACGCAAGUCGACGUGCUCGAGGAAUACCAGAUUCUCAUCGUGCUGGCGGAGAAGUCGGUGCACACGUUCACGCUCGACGCUCUGGACCCGUCGGAUCCCAUGGGCUCGCUCAAGCGUGGCCGUCGCAUCUCCUCGCACACGUCCUUCUUCCGUGCAGGUAUCUGCUUGGGUCGCACGCUGGUCUGCGUUGUCAAGUCGAGCUCGCUCUCUUCCACGAUCAAGACGUUGGAGCCGAUCGAGCAGAACGUGCGAGGCAAGAAGCAGCCCACAUUCAAGAAGCUGCUGCAGGGAGGGCAGGACUCGCUGCGCGUGUUCAAAGAGUUCUACAUCCCGACCGAGUCGAGCUCGAUCCACUUUCUCAAGACCAAGCUGUGCGUCGGCUGCACCAAGGGCUUCGAGAUUGUCGAUCUCGAGACGCUCGACACGCAGGGAUUGCUCGAUCCUGCGGACAACUCGCUCGACUUUGUCCACCGCCGCGAGAACGUCAAGCCGAUCGCCAUCUACCGCAUCUCGGGCGAGUUCCUGCUGUGCUACGACGAGUUCGCCUUCUACGUCAACAAGAACGGCUGGCGCGCCAAGGGCAACUGGAUCAUCCACUGGGAAGGAAACCCGACCUCGUUCGCCUACCACCAUCCGUACGUGCUUGCCUUCGAGCCGAGCUUUGUCGAAGUGCGACACGUCGAGACGGGCGCGCUGCACCAGGUCAUCACUGGCGUCAACCUCCGAUGUCUGUUUGCCGAUGUGCCCCCGCCCACGCCGAGCGUGCACCAGCAGAACGCGCAGGCGGUGGCGGCGAUGCGAGCCAACUCGUUCAACGCGGCUAUGGCGGGUCAAUACGGUCGCCCCCCGAUGGCGCCUUUGCAGAACAGCAUGGGUCCCCCAAUGGUGCCCUUCCCGGGCGCGCGACCGGGCUUUGUGCCUCAACAUGCCGUCAACGGCGCUAUGGUUGCCGGUGCACCCGGCAUGCCGGGCUUCGGUGCUGGUGUUCGACCUGGCGCGCCGCCGAUGCGGCCGGGAGCAGCACCCUUCCCAGGCGCACCUGGCGCACCCAUGGGUCACCCAGCAGCGGCAGCACCAGGAGCGGUCCCCUUCCCGCCCGCCGUCCGACCACAGAUGCCGUACGCCUUCCAACAGCCACCAACACCCCGACCUCCACCGGUGCAACGCAACCCCGUGUGGGAGUCGGUCGCUGCCAGCCGCAACCAGAUCGUCUUCAUCGGCGACACAACCGUCUUCUGCGUCCGCCUGCAUACGGACAAGGACUCGAGCAGCGGCACUGUCUCGCCGUCGAGCUCGAUCAAGGGCUGA
Kalmanozyma brasiliensis GHG001 is the source of this 4884-nucleotide messenger RNA. Its product is annotated as Dbl homology (DH) domain protein. Bases 1 to 4884 code for a protein of 1627 amino acids. Gene Ontology annotation, molecular function: guanyl-nucleotide exchange factor activity. Gene Ontology annotation, biological process: intracellular signal transduction. NCBI's taxonomy places the organism in Eukaryota, Fungi, Basidiomycota, Ustilaginomycetes, Ustilaginales. The transcript has a single exon. The record is from RefSeq and is a predicted model, not a curated record.